Molecule: messenger RNA, 1029 nt
Organism: Suillus bovinus
Lineage: Eukaryota; Fungi; Basidiomycota; Agaricomycetes; Boletales; Suillaceae
Exons: 1
Coding region: 1-1029 (342 amino acids)
Source: RefSeq, a predicted model, not a curated record
AUGUCUUUAGUCAUUUGGAUCGUGGUUUUCAAAAUCCUUAUACGCUUCUUCUACAUUUACGUUGACGACUCCUUUUCUUUCGAAGACAAGCGUUACAUGGAGUUUUAUGCUCCAUAUCAAAAAUCUCUGCCUUCAAACAUGGUCAAACUCCUAUGCCUCUGGGACGCGAUAGGAUUACCGCAUGAGGAGAGAAAGCAGGUAUAUGGGUUGGAGCUUCCUAUUAUUGGCUUCGAUGUCAACCCUAAUUUAAUGCAGGCUCGCAUGUCAGAUGAGUCUCGCACUCGCCUUAUCCAAGAACUCAUUGACUUUGCACAACGUGGUUCACGUCAUUCCCUGAAGGAUUUCCAGCAUUUAGCUGGUUGGCUUAAUUGGGCGCUAAAUGUCUACCCUUUGCUCCAACCUGGACUCUCAGCUCUUUAUGCCAAAACAGCUGGCAAAUUAGUGUUGAAAGCUCUUAUCUGGGUCAAUCGGGACGUCGUCAGAGAACUCGAGUGGGUGAUAGGACAUUUACGUUCGGCAGAAGGAGUUUUCUUCUUCAAGUCCAUUUCUUGGAGUUUUUCAAACCGACCGACUGAUGUUCUAAAGGUCUAUACUGAUGCAUCAGGAGUUGGUAUGGUGUAUUGGUUUCCUGACCUUAAUAUUGGUUUUCAAUCUCAUCUACCUGGAUCUGCACCCACCGGUACCAUCUUCUAUUAUGAAGCUUUAGCGGUUACGAGCACUCUGUUGGAUGCAGCAAAUCGUCUGGACCCAGAACACCGUGUUGCGGUGUUUACCGAUAAUUUGAAUACCGUAGCCAUGUUCAAUUCCUUGGCAGCUCUACCUCCCUACAAUUGGCUCCUCAUAGAGUCAGUUGACACAGUUUUGUCGACAAAAAUCGAUUUCCAUGUUUUCUUCAUGCUGGGAAUUCAUAACACUGUUGCUGAUCAUCUAUUACGAUGGAAAAAUGCUGAGGCUAUGAUCGUUUCACCGGGAUUAACCAUCUCACCCUUUGAACCCCCUCAGAAUACGCUGGGGGCAGCCAGAAAAUGA